AUGCGUGCCUUCACCACCAUUGUCGCGGCCCUCUUCGCCGCCGUCGCCUACGCCGACAACAAGGCUAAUGCCUUCUACAACCCAUCCGGUGGUUACCAGUUCACUGCUGGCGAGCCCACCACUCUGACCUGGAAGGCCGAUGCCGGUACCACCGUCACUUUGCGCCUGCAGUAUGGUGCGGUGACCACGUCCAACUCGGGCGAGGUUAUUGCCGCCAAUAUCCCCAACAGCGGCAGCUACACCUGGUCUGUCCCCGCCGAUAUCAUGGCCCAGCCCGACUACACCAUCGAGAUCAUCGAUGACCAGGACUCGUCCAACUACAACUUCCUGCCCCGCUUCGUCGUCGCCGGCGCCAGCACUACCCCGACCAGCUCUUCGUCUGCAUCUUCCUCCGCCACCAUGACCACCACCGUCUCUACCACCUCCACCAGCACCAACACCAACACCGUCACCGCCACCUCGUCCUCUGCGACCCCCAGCACCAUGACCACCGCGACCUCUUCUGCUGUGAGCUCCAGCUCGGCGGUCUCUUCUUCCACCGACGCUGCCUCCACCACCUCCGCCACCUCCACCGGUGAGAGUGCUUCCGUGCCUACCAGCAAUGCCGGUGUGGCCAACCGUGUCUCUGGCGGUCUGUUGGCCGUUGUGGCCGGUGCCGCGAUUAUGCUGUAA
Penicillium oxalicum is the source of this 672-nucleotide messenger RNA. RefSeq names its product GPI anchored serine-threonine rich family protein. The transcript has 2 exons. The record is from RefSeq and is a predicted model, not a curated record. Lineage: Eukaryota; Fungi; Ascomycota; Eurotiomycetes; Eurotiales; Aspergillaceae. The coding region runs from base 1 to 672 and encodes 223 amino acids.